UUUAUCAUUAGUGCAGGAUACCAUGUGCAGAGGAGGACAGACAUGCAAGCACCGUCUCUCUUCCUCCCUCUGUCCUCCCUACAUGUGCCAUUGCAGCUGAUCUUUACGCAUGGUGCCAAAGGGCGCUGCCCUCCUCGGUGGGUCGACCAGCGGAUCCUCGCCUCUGCUCCAAAAUCUGGAGAUUUGGAAAUUUCCAUUUUCUGUGAAGACUAUUUUUUUUCUCAUGCUACAACAUCCACUUCAAAAAGUAGUUGCAGCUUGGAUGUAGACGCCUGUGUGUGAUGACACCUGCAUGAUCGGACGCCCUGAUGAGAGAUCCAGUUGGCACAGCGGCUCCCAUGGCUUACCAUCCUCUCCGACCGGGCGCCUUGUCCCUGUCUGCCUUCCUCACCACCGCUCAGCCCUCAUUUUUCCCUGCGCUGACUUUCCCGGACGUCUCCUCCCUCUCCGAGCCUCUGUCGGGCCAGGCUACCUCUGACGGGGUGCUGCACGCAGCUCCGGGGUGCCAGAGUCGCUCCUUGAAGAACCUGCAGCCUGAAGAGUGGCUGGAUGAUGACCCGAAAGUUACAUUGGAAGCAAAGAAUUUAUGGAAUGAAUUUCACAAAAUGGGAACGGAGAUGGUCAUCACGAAAUCAGGAAGGAGGAUGUUUCCACCCUUCAAAGUGCGAGUAGAUGGACUGGAUGAAACCGCAAAGUACAUCCUACUGAUGGACAUCGUUGCUGUCGAUGACUGCCGCUACAAGUUCCACAACUCCCGCUGGAUGGUGGCUGGAAAAGCGGACCCGGAGAUGCCAAAGCGCAUGUACAUCCACCCGGACAGUCCGUCCAAAGGGGAGCAGUGGAUGAGCAAACCCGUUGCUUUUCAUAAGCUCAAACUCACCAACAAUAUUUCGGAUAAACAUGGAUUUACCAUUUUGAACUCCAUGCAUAAAUACCAGCCCAGGUUUCAUAUUGUGAGAGCCAACGACAUAAUGAAGCUUCCAUACAGCACCUUCCGGACUUAUGUUUUCCCUGAGACGGAGUUCAUCGCUGUCACUGCCUAUCAGAACGAAAAGAUUACGCAGCUAAAAAUCGACAACAAUCCCUUUGCCAAAGGAUUCAGAGACACAGGGAACGGGAGACGAGAAAAGAGGAAUAAACUGUUUGACAUGUCUCCUCUGCACGAGAACCAAAGAAAAGCAGACCAUGACUGUGCUGAUUCUGAUGACUCGUGUGAACAACCCGGCACCAGCGAGCCUUUUCAUUCCCCUCAGGUACUGCUGACCAACCCUCUGAUGUCCAUGUCAACCUGUCCAGAUGAGCACACUAGUGAUCCAGAUGUUGAUCUGCAAGAUGAUGGCAUAUCUGAAGCCAGCUGUUCCGGGACUGAACACAGGACGAGUCUGAAAAGCAAGCAGACACUGCAGAACGCGUCUGAGCUCAGAAAGAACGACAACAAUCAGCACGCAACAAAAGAAAGAAUAAUGUUUAGAACGCCAGACGAUGAGUAUUCUAUGCAGAUGGACUCUUCAGAUGGGCAGAUGAAGGAAAUCAAAGAUGUUGUCCUGCCUGCGAUGUUGCAGUCGCAGAGUUCAUCAUCCCUCAGUGCUGGUCAAUGUCAGACUUUGGAUUUCUCAAGUGUGCACCACCAGACGUUUACUAAGCUCGGCACACCUUUUUUGUUUCAUCCUGGACAGUUGAAACCAGAAGCUUUCUCCACUUUGGGUGUGGGCCAUGUAUUUUCCUCUUUGCCUGGAGUAAGUGACUUAGAAAACGGAGGCCUAUCGUCCAGGAGCAUCGUCUCUUCAUCUCCCUUCAUGUUUCAUCUGUCACAGCACAUGCUGGCAUCUCAGGGAGUCGCGUUGUCACCUUUUGGAGGGCUGCUCUCAUAUCCGUACUGCUACAUGGCAGCGCCGGGGGCAACUGCUCCAGCUCUUCCCGCCUGUUCUGCAACGGCGUCGCUCACCAGAAACCACCGUUACAGCAACUCUCGGCCUUGGUUGCGAUUCAGCCCUUAUCAGAUCCCCACAUCUGUCGCCUCACGCCAAAAUCUGCAAACAGCCAGAUUGUUGGGCAGGUCAUGUUCACAGUCUGAGCUGUCCAAAUCUGGGAGCACGGAGUCAAGUCCAGCGUCUCACAAUCACGGUUACAAAACCAAAGUGAAGCAGAUGACUGUUCCACCAAAAAUCACUGCUAUGUGUUCCUCCGAUGAACUGGAAAACUGUUGGAGGACUUGAUAAACCACUUCUUCUGCAAUAGCUGUUUUUAUUGCAUACUUGGUAAAUACUGUGAGAUAGUUAUACAGGCAAGUUCAUGAAGUUGCACAUAAUAUUCACCUGAAAUAAGUAGUUUGUCAAAAACUGUAUGGGUUGCUGCUAUUUAGCCCCUUCCAAAAGAGAAGUCUGAAUUGGGAACAGAACUUACCUAUAACAAAAACACAACUGCCACUAUUUUUCAGAGAUUACCCACACUGACUGAAGGUUGCCUGGUACUGCUAUGGCUAAAAUGGAUGUAGUGUUAUUUUGCAUAAUUUCAGUUGGAAUUAAAUUUGGUGCCGAGGUUUCAGAGCAGGUUCCAUAACAUUAGUGACUCAUUGUUAAAAGACUAUUAUUUACUCUCCAAAUCUCUUUAAAGGUAAAUGCUUUUUUCUGGAGUUUUUAAAAUCCCACUCUGGUCUGAUGAUAAAGAGAAACACUGAAUCUCAAACUUGUCCAAGUGUCCCUUAUCCAUAGAGGCCAAGGUUGUCCAUUUGGUCUUACAGUUUGGCACCUGUCACUGACUACAGUUGGGUGGGAGUUGUUCAGAUGGAAAUUUCAAACAUAGUCGAGGGUUUAUCGGGUUGACUUGUUAGUAUUUCCAUAAGGCUGCCUAUUAAACACUAAUUUAUUGAUUUGCAGGUUAAAUGACGCCCAUGUUAAAACACAGUCAUUUAGAUGCCUUUAAAGUUAUGGUUAUACGUACAGUACAUAUGUCUAAAAAGAAAAGAAAGUCCUUUUACUUCCUAAACCAAAUUUAUCCCAAUUUUAAUCGAUUGAUACGUACAUGUCUGUUCAUCUGCAAAAACUCCAAAUUGGUGCUUCCUAAAAGUUAGAUAUUUAUUAACAUCAAUAAAAAUGAAAGGUGCUCAUUGGAUUAUCUAUAAAAUGAGCUAUGCAAAAGUCAGUGUCCAGAGUAGGAUAUCAAUGUGCUUUAAACACAAUUAAAACAUAUUUUUUACUUCUUUAUUCCGUAUAUGUGUGUAAAUAUUUUUCCCUUGUCAUUUCACACACUGUAAAAAAAAUGAAGCCUUUUGAGACUGACAACUGAUCACUAUUAAACCUGCCAAUGAGAUAAGAGGAAAGAGUUUACUACCUGUUUCACAUUUUGUUAAUGUACCAAAGUUGCAUCGUGGACUUAAAAGGAAAAACUCAGGAUUUUAUUUUCUUUCUUUGACGCAGCACUUAAAGAAAGUGUUCAGAAAACAUAAUCUGACAUGUUGUCAGCCAGAUUAUUCAGGUAAACUGUUUUAUUUUUUUUUCACAAUUUAAAUAAAGAUGUUGUUCACAUUU
Molecule: messenger RNA, 3527 nt
Organism: Amphiprion ocellaris (clown anemonefish)
Lineage: Eukaryota; Metazoa; Chordata; Actinopteri; Pomacentridae
Product: T-box transcription factor TBX2b-like
Exons: 7
Coding region: 309-2216 (635 amino acids)
Biological process (GO): positive regulation of DNA-templated transcription; cell fate specification; regulation of transcription by RNA polymerase II
Cellular component (GO): nucleus
Molecular function (GO): DNA-binding transcription factor activity, RNA polymerase II-specific; RNA polymerase II cis-regulatory region sequence-specific DNA binding
Source: RefSeq, a predicted model, not a curated record